This is a messenger RNA of Choloepus didactylus (southern two-toed sloth), 504 nucleotides long. RefSeq names its product NADH:ubiquinone oxidoreductase subunit B4 (gene NDUFB4). The record is from RefSeq and is a predicted model, not a curated record. Gene Ontology annotation, cellular component: mitochondrion. Bases 56 to 445 code for a protein of 129 amino acids. The transcript is spliced from 3 exons. Lineage: Eukaryota; Metazoa; Chordata; Mammalia; Pilosa; Megalonychidae.
UAAAGGGGGCGGGACUUGGAGUCGCGCAAGCGCCAUCGUGCUCCGGGUCGCCAAGAUGUCUUUCCCCAAAUACAAGCCGUCGCGGCUUGCCACCCUGCCCACUACUCUCGAUCCAGCCGAAUACGACAUAUCUCCGGAAACCCGGCAGGCCCAAGCCGAACGGUUGGCCAUAAGAUCACGGCUUAAACAGGAGUAUCUGCUUCAGUACAACGACCCCAACCGCCGAGGGCUCGUCGAAGACCCUGCCUUGAUUCGUUGGACUUAUGCGAGAUCAGCAAAUGUCUAUCCCAAUUUCAGGCCCACUCCCAAGACCUCACUUUUAGGAGCUGUGUUUGGGAUUGGGCCCCUUUUCUUCUGGUAUUAUGUUUUCAAAACUGACAGGGAUAGGAAAGAAAAACUCAUCCGGGAAGGAAAAUUGGAUCGAAGUAUGAACAUCUCAUAUUAAGUCUGGCAAUGAUGACUAUAUGUGUUCUUGCUUAAAUAAAUCUUCUAAUAAUCAUUAAA